Messenger RNA from Amphiprion ocellaris (clown anemonefish), 10163 nucleotides. Its product is annotated as leucine-rich repeat and immunoglobulin-like domain-containing nogo receptor-interacting protein 3. Gene Ontology annotation, molecular function: protein binding. The record is from RefSeq and is a predicted model, not a curated record. Lineage: Eukaryota; Metazoa; Chordata; Actinopteri; Pomacentridae. The coding region runs from base 599 to 2467 and encodes 622 amino acids. The transcript has 4 exons.
GAGGGAGAGAGAGAGAGAGAGAGAUGAAAAGCAUGCUAAGCGAGAGAGAGGCGCUCAUACUGAAGGAGGCAGAGGCAACAGCUACAGCAACAGCACGCUCCUUCCCCAUCCUCCCUCUCUCCUCUCAUAAUCCCACAUCCACGCCGGGGGAGAUGGAGGGCACCCUGACCCGCUGAGGAGUUCUGACCGAGGGAGAGGAAAGUCUCACGUGAGCCUCCCCCCUUCUUCAGUGAAGGCCUGGAUCAUUUUUUGGGGGGGCAAUAAUCAACAAGGCGUGAAAGGAGGUGUGUAGCCACGAGCCUGCCGGCGGGAGGGAGGGAGGGAGAAGGAGAGAGAAGAGGGGGAUGAGUGGUAGGUCUGGUACAGCUGCUGAUGCCAGGGUCUGACAGCAAGGCAGACUGAGGGAGAUCUGAGGAGGAGUGAAGGUUUCUCGCACGUGUGGAGCAGCGUCGGCAACUUGUGGGCCAAAGAGGAGAAACCGAUUCCACAUACGCACUCAGCUGGACAGAUGAGGAGGCAUCAGGGACCACGCUUCAGUCCUGGGUGUCUGGUGCACUGACCCUGCCUGCAACAGGCGAGGAGUCAGAGGACCAGGGCCAUGAUUGGCUCUCCUGGCCCUGGUGGGCGUGCCUUAGUGCCGUGGCCGAGGGUGUGGCGGUGGGUCCUGGCUGCUUCACUGGCAGCUGCGGUAACUUUGACGCUGCCGGGAAGCAGCCAGGCCUGCCCGCCACGGUGCGAGUGCUCGGCCCAGCUGAGGUCGGUGUCGUGCCAGCGGCGGAGGCUCACCAACAUCCCGGAGGGCAUCCCCACUGAGACACAGCUCCUGGACCUCAGCAAGAACCGGCUCCGCUGGGUGCAGACGGGUGACCUGACACCGUACCCACGGCUGGAGGAAGUGGACCUCAGUGAGAACCUCAUCGCCACAUUAGAGCCGAAUGCCUUCUCAACCCUCCAGAGUCUUAAAGUGCUGAAGUUAAGGGGCAACCAGCUGAAGUUAGUGCCCAUGGGGGCUUUUGCCAAGCUGGGCAAUCUGACCAGCCUGGACCUGAGCGAGAACAAGAUGGUGAUUUUACUGGACUACACCUUCCAGGACCUGAGGAGUCUGAAACACCUGGAGGUGGGAGACAACGACCUGGUUUAUAUUUCCCACAAGGCCUUCUCAGGGCUGAUGGGGCUGGAGGAUCUCACAAUAGCACGCUGCAACCUGACAUCCAUCUCUGGCCAGACGCUGUCCUACCUCCGCAGCCUGGUCACUCUUCGCCUUCAUCACCUCAGCAUCACUGCCCUGGAGGACCAGAACUUCCGCAAGCUGUCCAACCUGCGGGGUCUGGAUAUCGAUCACUGGCCGUACCUGGAGUACAUCUCCCCUCUGAGUUUUCAGGGCCUGGACCUCCACUGGCUCUCAAUCACCAACACCAACAUCACCUCCGUCCCCUCGGCCUCCUUCAAGAACCUGGUGCACCUCACGCACCUCAACCUGUCCUACAAUCCCAUCACCACACUGGAGCCUUGGGCUUUCAAGGACCUGCUGAGGCUGAAGGAGCUCAUGAUGGUGAGCACCGGGUUGGUGACGGUGGAGCCCCACGCCCUCGGAGGUCUCCGACAGAUCCGGGUCCUCAACUUCUCAUCCAACGACCUGCAGACUCUGGAAGAGGGCUCCUUCCACUCUGUCAACAGCCUGGAGACCCUCAGAGUGGACGGGAACCCCCUGCUGUGUGACUGCCGUCUGUUGUGGAUCCUGCAGAGACGCAAGACCCUCAACUUUGACGGCAGAGUGCCGGUGUGUGCGGGGCCGGUGGAGGUGCAGGGGGUCAGCCUCAGCACCUUCACCGAUUCUGCACUCUUCGAUCACUUCACAUGCCAAAAACCUAAGAUACGCAACCGUAAGAUGCAGCAGGUAAUCGCUCGUGAAGGCCAGCCAGUGAGUUUUCUGUGUCGAGCUGAAGGGGAACCCGCACCUGCUAUCGUCUGGAUUUCCCCACAGAGAAGACGAAUCACGUCCAAGACUUCAGGGCGCAUCACUGUUCUCCCCAGUGGCACCCUGGAGAUCCGCUACGCCCAGCUUACUGACAGUGGAACGUACAUCUGCAUCGCCAGUAACGCUGGAGGCAAUGACACCUACUUCGCCACGCUCACCGUGCGCGGACAGCCACUCGAUGCCGCCUCAGCCUUCUUUCUCAACCGCUCGCUGUACAGCGGCGAGUUCUUCAACGACACAAAUCUGAAUAGCACACGCGUUUUCCUCAAGUUCACCUUGGACCUGACCACCAUCUUGGUCUCCACGGCAAUGGGUUGCAUCACCUUCCUGGGGGUCGUCCUCUUCUGUUUCCUGCUGCUGUUCGUGUGGAGCCGGGGACGCGGCCAACGCAAGAACAACUUCACAGUGGAGUACUCUUUCCGGAAAUCUGAACCCGCCACCGGAGGCUCUUCAGGAGGGACCAGGAAGUUCAACAUGAAGAUGAUAUGAAACAACGCAGCCAGGGGUCCCUCGGGGGAGGCAUGAGCACGUCCCAAAAACGUGUUUGACGCACACAAACGCACACAGCCACUGACUCGCAAAGAAGUAUGAAUUUAAGUUCCUGUCUAUGGCUCUAGUCUAAAUUGAACGGCCACAUAAAAACCAGAGCCAAGACUCAAUUUGGUUUGAUUUGUGAAAGACAAACAAAAUGACCCUGAUCUCUCUGCCUCUCAGUGUUUUUAUUCAGCUUGUGGCUUCAAACCAUGUUUGAUACUGUAAGGAACAGCAGUGUUGAAAGAGCUCUUUGUCAUUCAUGCUUGAUAAGAAGAGAGUUAAGAUUUAUAGGAGUUAAGUUGUAAAUUGGCAUGAUUACUGAGCUGUGGAGCGCUGGUAGUCCUGUCUCUCGGUUAUAUUAAUGAGAAAAUGAAAAAGAUUUGCUUUUUCAUUUAAAUUUCCCUUUACUGUACUCCGUGCAGUAAGGGAUUUGAAAAGAAACAUAAUACAGAGAGACCUGGCUACGAGCCAUUUAUAGAGUUUGUAGCUAUGCUCGUCUAAAGUCUGCCUUGUUAAGAAUUAUGCAUGUAGAUUUGCAGUUGAGAGUUAAGUUGUAAAUUCGCAUCACUGAAUAAAACAUGGUUUUCAAAGACAGUUGAAUAUGUUUUCUAUAGAACAUAUAUAUAAUAUAAUAAUAUACAGCCACUGUGGAUUAUGUUGGGUCAAAUGCUUCAUUAACAUCACCAUACGCCAUUUGCUUUAAUGAAAUUAAAGCUUAAUGGAUGCAUAGAAUAAGAUCUGGUGAGAAUCAGUGGGUUUGGAUCACAUUAAUGACAAAUGGACAAAAGAAACAGAAUUCGGCCUUUUUCCUUCUUUGUGAGAUUCUGCGACAACAUAAAGCUGUGUGAGUUUGGGACGAGCGCACUGGCCGAGAGCUGCCGCGGCCGCCUGUGGCCCGGAGGGUUUGGUUAGGAAGUCAAGCCCACCGGACACAGGCUGCCACGGUAACCAUAGCAACCAACACAAGAGAGAGCAACCGGUCCAGGCCGGCGGCCGCAGGAGGGGAGCAGGGGAGGGAGGACGUAAGUCGCCGUGACCUCUGCUUUCUCUCCUCCUACAUCACCAUGCCCAUUCACGCUCUUUGAGCUGCGUGUGAAGGUCGACCCGCCGGCCUCAUCCUGCCCUCUGCUGUGUUGGUGGUCGCCUGACCUCACCAACGCUGCCCGGGGGGAGCAGCCUGGAGAGUCAGGGUCAUGCUUGGAGGCAGACAGAGGACACACGGUCCCACAAGUACAUGAUCACAUACAACACUCAACAUCCCAGUAGUGGAAGACACACAGCAGCAGCAGCAGCAGCAGCACGUGUACAGCACCUUUUCUCAGGAAAAGUGCAACUAGCCUGCAGAGUGGUUACACAUGUUCACUCUGUUCAAAUGUAACAUUCCAGCAAUACUGUAUGUAGAGCCAUAAAGCCAAAAUUCAUUCUCCCAGAGAGAACUGAUGUAAAUUUGUGCGUGAAGAAACAAAGCCAUAGUUUGUGUAGUGUAGAUGUUUUUUUAUACAGUAGCGUGUGCAUGAUUCAGUUAUAUAAUUAUCGCCACUGCCAUCUUACAAGCUGUCGUGAUGAUCACAAGACCAUCUGCUGUCACUGUGCUUCACCUCAUUACACACAGACACACAAACACCACAGAGAAAAGAGGUAAAACCACAUCAAGGUUGUUCGGACCGAUAGGAGCAACAGUCACAGUUACACAUGAAUAAACACGUGAACCUGUGUGCGACGUUGACUGCUCUCUGUCUGUCUCUGAGACGGCUGGUGUGUGAAUGUCUCUGCCCCCCUAGCCCAGUGCAUCCCCCCUCCUCACCCCUUACACCCCCCACACACACCCCCCACUGGGUCCUCCUUUGGGAGGGGUCCCUGGCUGGAGACCGAGGAUUCAAAAUGUAAAUGAAGUCGUGUUAACCCUACCCACGCCAUGUGCAUCGCAUAGUGGAGAGUAGUACUGUGGUUUUAAAAACAGAAAAAAAAAAAUAUAACGAGAAAAACUUUCUUUGAGGUGUUCUGUUGAUUCAGUUGUUGUUCUCUGUGACCUUUUGGCUGUUUACCGUUUUACAGCUCCUCAUCCUCCAUGUGGGACUGUUCUGUUCUCAACACCUCAUGAAGCACGCCGGGGUGUGUGUGUUCACAUCUCAGUGUGUACAGAAGCUGGAGGCAGACAGCAACAUGUCGAUCAAGAUGCAAUCUUAAGCAAUGGUUCAUGCAAGGAGUGAGAAAGAAAGAAAUAUUUGCCGAAUUGAUUGUUUUGUUCACCCAGCAGAUGCUUCCCACCAGCAGCUUUGCACAUCAGAACGGCGAUUGUUGACCUGUAGGUUAAAGGGAAAGUAAAAGAAAUCAAAUAUGUUUGAUUUAAUCCCACCAAAACACACAGUGGUGCACAAACAGCAUAAGGCUAUAUAAGUUUGACUGGGUUAGAAAAAAAUCUUAGCUUGAGCUGUGGUGGGAAAAGACAUUUUACUUAGAAAAAGUUGUAAUGCUACAGAGUAAAAGUAAUCUGUACAAAUAAAAGUUCUGCAUUUAAAAUCUUAUUUUAGUAAAAAAAAAAAUUACAAAGCACUGAUUGCAUCAUAAAGAACAUAAAGUCAAAAUACACAUGAUGCAGGUUAGCUCAAUUGAGGGUGAUAAAUAUGAUAUAAUUGGAUUGUAAUUAUUGAUUCAGUAGUGUAUAUCACUUUAAUGGUACAUCUGGACUUAAAAUGAUUUUUUUUGCUAUAUACUUCUGAAUAGCUUAAUCUCUAAUACAUAACAUAAUUGAUAACCAAAGCACAAUGUUCUACAAAUUUCAAAUAAUGUUCUUUUUUUGUUCCUAUAAUGUUUUUCUUAAAGGCUGGCUAAAGUUUCCUUAAAGACUUUACUGUCAAAAUGUUCUUAAAAAAUUCCCCAACGUCCUUCCUUUGUUAUCAUGUAACAUUGUGGGAACAUUUAAAAUGAAUGUUCCAUAAUGUGUUACCAUGACAACAUCCCGAAAACAUACUAGAAAUAUCGCAGGCUAAAUGUUCUGCCCUUGUUAAUAUUUUAUUUAUUAAAACACAGUCUGUCUUCUGAGGCCUCGAUAACAUUUUUGAAGACAUUUUUUGAAUGUUGGUUUGAGAACCUUCUUCUUUUGUUGUCAUGAAACAUAAUCUGACAACCUUGACAACAUUCUCCAGAACAUUCUCUCAAUGCUCCAAUUAAAAUGUUCUUAUUUAAAGUUUAACCUUACACAUCGUUUUGAAUGAGAAAUAUCUUUAAUACGUUCUUUCACAGUCAGUACAAGAUGUUUUCUUUACAACACUACAAGAACUUGUAAUGAAAUGCUAGUGUUGUGGAAACAUCCCCUGCUAUCUGGGGAUGUUUUAAAAUGAAUGUAUACUUGCCUUCAAAAUAUAGUGGAGUAAAAGCACAAAGUAGUAUAACAUGGAAAUACCUAAGUAAAGUAUAUCAAAAUUGUACUUCAGCACAGUAUUUGAGGUAAUAUACAUUCCACCGCUGAACAUUAAAAGCAUUUCAGGAGUUUGCAAAAAGACAGCUCCUCAUUUUAGGUCAUACUGUAAAUAAAUAAAUGUUUUUGAACUUCUGAUCUAAAGCACCACCUACAACACUUUACAUAACCAGUUUAUGUUUUGGAGAUAGUUUUCCCCAGGUAAGAGAAAACCUCAGACUCUCAAAACUUUUGCAAAAUAAAUCCAACAUACUCCCUUUUUGUCCCUUUGUAAGGGAUGAUGAAAGCACAGCUUCUGUGUCAGGAUGAAUAACUGAACAGCUUUUAAAGAUUCAUGAGGCCGAAUGAGAAUAGAUGAACAAAUUGGCCUGGUUUUUAACACAGACUUCAACAGCGUCUGCAGCCAUUUUGGUUCCCGUGGUGUUGAGAACAGGACGCUGCCUUCAUGGACAUCUCCUCUCCCAGAGUCGACCCUUCUGUGUUUCCGUUCCCCCUGUUUCUCAGUGGAAACUAGGCUUAGAAGACAGUGAGACUGUCUGUAGUGUUUGUCGAUGGUGUUAUUGCGUAAACAUCAUACACAAAUGUAGGCGUAGAUGAGGAUGUGUUUCAUUUUAGUACCUUCUUCUUCUUCUCCUCCCCUCUUUGCCGUCCUCCUCCCCCCUCUUCCUCUCCCUCCUUGUCUUCUUUGCAUUUCCAACCCUCGUUGUCCCUGUUCACAGUAUUAGGCUGGAAUAUGGUUGUGUGGUAGUAGACACGUGUUCUGUGUGGUUGGUGUUGUCGUGUUAUGGUUGUGUUGCUCCUCAUGAUGACAUCUAACACGGAGCAGUGAUUGGAACAGUGGAGAUAAGAGAUGAAAGGGGUGACCCAGGUUCCCUGAAAAAAAAACAAAACACUGGUUCCCAUUUCACACCCUACCCAUUCCUGAAAAGAACAAAACAUAUCUGGAACUUUCCCGCUCUGCACAGUGUCGCUCUGGGAUCUUUCUCUGGAUAUAGAAACCAAUGGACUGGACUGGAUGUAUUUUGUCUUGAUGAUAUCUUGUCACACUUUAACAAAUGCAGAAAAGGGGUUGGGAUGUUGACUAAAAGCUUACAGUCACUCUCUGCUCACUGAGGUACAAUGAGUCAUCUUCACACUGUUCAUUCAUCGAAAAGUGACAUUUCAGAACUGGUCACGGUUGGAAACAAGCGCCUGUAACUAUUCACUAAGUCUUUGAAAGAUGGAGGAGCUAAUUUUGCUUCAAGCUAAAAAAAAAAAGAAAAAAUCUGUCCAACUGAAUUUUGCUUCAUUUUCAGAGCGUUUAGGAGUAUGUUAAGCAUUAUAAGUGACAUCUCUGGCAGUUGCCAAGCAAUUCUUCAGCAGCUCUCCUCCAGUGCACACAGCUUUGCAGCCAAGCCACUUCACUUCACUGACAGACUCUCUGUGUUUGUAGAUACCAGUGGAGGCGAGCUUGAUUCAUCUCCUCUGCCAUGUUUCUGGAGAAAGUAGGCUGAGCGAUCCCCCGCUCCCUCCUCUGGUUUGUCCUUGCCUGGGGUUGCUGUAGUGUAGUCUAGACGCCCCAUUUACAGCAGCAGCAGCAGCAGCAGCAGCAGCAGCAGCAGCAGCAGCAGCAGCAGCCGCCUCACAGUUAGGAUGCUUUCCACUGGGAAACUCUUCAAAGACGCAGACCAAAAUAAGAAAAACCCUAAGAUGCCAUAAUCAUUGCGUCAUUAGCAGCCAAGCCUGAAAUAUUCAGCUUAUUUUGGGGUUUCUAACACUGUUUCCAUUCUAUUUCUUAAUUAAGAAGGCUUUGCUUUCACCCCUCAGAGCUGUUUUCUCAAUGUCUUGGACAAGAAAGAAUAAUUUCAGUCCCACCUUUAAGGCUGCAUUUUUCAUGGACUUUGUCUUCGUUCUUUUCGGAUUCAGUAUUAGCGCCGACUAAAUCAUCUCUCACUCCACAUCCCACAGCUGCUGCGGUUCUGAUUGGAUUAGACUUGAGUUGAAUUUUCAGAGCUGAGACCAGCAGUAAUGGGAUGAUGGAGAAGUGAGCUCGGCUGAUUGGGUGAUUACUUGGCUUAUUAGUCCCAUUUUCAUAAGAGGCCUCUCAGAACAGAGUGUCAUACAAAUACUGGAGUCUGGAUUCAGUGGGUUUCCAGACAGAAAUAUGGCAUGUGGAGGUUUUCCUCGAUUGGCCAAAGAGAUGUUGUCGUUGCUGGCUGGACAUUCAGGUAGAACUGGGCUUGUAGCAGAGCUUUGCUGAAAGAUUGUUUAAAGCACCUUGCAUAAAGAGCUGCUUCAUCUUAACCUUAACCAGACGAUUACCAGCCCCUCUUCUAUGUGACAAUAGUGACCCCCAGUGGUCAGUAGGUGGAACAGCAACAAACAUACUGCUGAUGCUGAUGUACCAGUAAUGUACAGGAUGGUAAAUUCAAACCAACAGCUCUGGGCCUCUUAACAGUGAAACGCUGAAGAGAGAAAAUUGACUGUUAGCUUCAUAAGUCAGUGUUUCACUGAUUUCCUUAUAGCCAUAGCGUGACCUCCUCUCUGCGCUGGGUGUGAGGGGCUGCUGUUUGCUUUCUGACACCUGCAAAGUUAUCAGGAGUGGCCUCCAUCUGAUCAAAAUCGACACCUGGUUUUCUGGGACUCAGUCUGUAGAUUUAACACGUUCUGAUGGCCCCUGCCAGCUUCACUAAGACAUGACAAACUAAAAAAAAAAAAACAAACGCAGCAUCAUUCUUUCUCUCUAUAUGACCGAGUGCUGAUCAGCAAAUGAUUGGUUUACUCUCUAGAGACAAAUAAUUUUUUAAAAAGUGGCUUUUUGUUCUCGUGGUCUUAGAAGGUUAAAUCUAUGCAUGCCUUUUGUAUACAGUGAUUGGUCUUGCCAGACGUGUACGGAGAGCCAUGGGUGCCAUUGUUGCUGGCCAUGGGACUGGUUGAAACAAAGUGCAAGUGUUAAAACGUGAUGUGAAGAAUAUCUAAAUAAGCGUGCAUCUUACAUAGGAAACAUUUGUUUACUCGGGAUGAUUGUACUUUCACACAUAUCUAUCCACAAACAGACGACCUGCUCAGAUGUAUAAGCUGUAGAUAAAGCGAUUGAUAUUCCAAGCAGGAUGGUGGGACUGAUCAAUGCUGUAUGGGGAUAGGAUUAUUAAUGGCAUACUUUCAUUGAUCUAUCUUGAACCUUGUCACUCUCCCAGAAUCCCUCUGGAGGAGUAGGAGGAGGCAUACGGAGCUCUUACAGACCUGGUUGGCACUCAUUCCUGGGUUUCCACAUUACCUUUUCAUGACAAUUUCCUCUUUUAAGAACGAGAUGGUGCCAAUUUUUUUACUUUUAUCCUCCAGGUCUGAGCCAAUAUUACGCUCUCCCGCCUCUCCCACUCUUCAGAGGAAGCUUGAUGUAGCUCUGUGUUUGUUGGAGUCCUCUAAUAGAAAAAAAAGCAAAUACUAAAAAAAAAAAAUAUCAAGGGUAAUUCUUAGAUUUGGCUGGUGUAAACUCAUCCUCUCCUCUCCUUUUCUGUCUCUUAUUCUCCUCCUGUCUGCUUCUCUCUCUCUUUCUUUCUCUUCAUCAACCUGGCACCGACCUCGUUAAGCGUUUUAGAACAGUUUUCUUUGAUCGCUCUCAGUUUUUGCACUAAUGCAUAUUUGCUCCUCUUUGACAUGGUCAUUACUGACUUCUGAAACCUGGGAAUGGGUGCUGAGGGCUCCAAUUAAAUGCAGAGCUGAUUAAAAAAAAGAAUAGUAGUUCAACUUGUUACUUUGAAUGGUGACAAACUAUCAGUCAUCAGUGCACAUGACUGGCUCAUCAAAGAGACUGUUACACGAUAAAUACCAAAUUUGGACUUUUUGAUCCUGUCUGACCGCGACUGGAUUUUUAACAUGUAUAUUUUGUGGCGUAGCGUGUGGAUCCUUGGAUGCAAAGAGCAGAAACUGUACAUAUUAGAUCUCUUAGCCAUUUCAUGUCAUCAGAUCUGUAGACCUCCUUGCCAUGUCUGACAGAGGAAAAUGACUGUUGAACUGUAAAUAGUGUAGGUAUAAUAGCAUAGGAUUUAACUGCUGCUUCUUUCCUCCAGGGAUCGCCCAUGUUUUGUUCAGUCCCAUGGCUGCUUGGUCUCAAAGGGAAGGAAAAGACAAUAAUGUACUUGUCUAUAGAAACACUUAUGAGUUCUUUUUUUAUUUCAAUGUAUGUUUUAUAUACUGUCUGUCUUGUAAAUGAACUCCUUUUUCGUCAUAAAAGCAUGAUGUGACUCUGUCAAA